GUAAUAGAUUCCAUUAAAAAUGCAUGAGGGGGUGCAGAGAUGAAACCGGCAGCUGCAGUAGCAGUGCUGUCUGUCAGUCUGUUUUAGACUCUGACCAGACUGCUUGCCCUGUCUCCCUGGCUCCAUCGCUUUGGCAAGAUCCUGCGUCCAUUUAGAGGAGGCCUUUGAGAGUCACUAGAUAGUCUUUAAGUGUGACUGCAAGCUAUCAGUCUGGCAUUGCAGGUCAUUGAUGGAACUUGUUAAUACUUUAGGGCUCACUUUUGGCAUGGAUUAUUCACAAAACCUCCUGCAUUUUCAGUGCUUUUAAAGCAGUCAUUUUAUACCCAUUUUUACUGUCAUCCCCAAACAGAACCCGUGGUUUUGCAGGUCUUUGUGACCACAUCACUAAUGGAUCCCCCAAGGUCCGAGCGGCUGUAGAUCCCAGAAAGCAGCAGCCAUGUUAGCCUGCCUACAGAGACGGCAGCAGAACCUCUCAUCUCAGCGUCUGGUCUGCACCCCCAAGAUCCUGGAUGCUCCGCAGCAGCAGCAGCCCAGCACACGGCAAAGUGAGCUGGUCUCCAUGAAUGGCCCUCGGUAUCCUUCCCCUGCAGAGCUGGAUGCCUUUGCCCAGAAGACGGCCAGCAGCCCCCUGUCCAUCAAGAUCUUCCCAUCUAACAUCAGAGUGCCGCAGCACAAACAGCUGAACAGGACGGUCAACGGCCUGGACACCACAUGCACCCAGCACUACAGUCCCUACUCAGGAGGCUACCAGGGCCUACUGGGUGUUGUAAAGGCCUCCGUCUCCAUGGUCAAAGGCGUACUGAAAAACUCUGAGGGCAAGAGGACUAAACAUUCCCCCGCCCAAACUGCAGUGGCACCAUACAACCUUUUCUGUAACAACAGACACGGGCAGCAGAAGAGCUACCGCAUAGGCUCCUGCAAGCCUCAUGACGGGCCACAUGUGUCUGUACCCUCUAAUAUCAUUGGGGCUGUGUCAGUCAUUCCCACCCCGGUAGGGCAGACUCUGGCCCCUCAGCCGGAUCUGGAUGUCCAGAGCCUGCUGAGGCAGAUGAACAGACACACCCACAGCCAGGCCCUGCAGCACAGGGGAGGGGCCCAGCCAAGCCCUUCCCUUCAAGCUGUGGCUGCUGUAGCCUGCUCAGAUUCUGGCUUUACGCUGGGAGUAGCGCCCCAGAGCAGUCUGGCAUAUUCGGGGGCCGUGCUGCCCACCCAGAGUGCAGACAUGGCCAAGGCUGGCUACCUGGACAGAGUGGAUUAUAGCACAUGGCAGCACAAACAACAGCAGCAGCACUAUCAACAGGGGGCGCUAAGGAUAUACAACAAUGCUCGGAUGGGCAGCGGGGGAGGUGCCGUGGUCAGCCGCUCUCCAGAGACUUGUCUCCCUUUGGCCUGCUCGGCACAGCUCUCCUAUAGGCCUCAUCCCCUCAGUGCAGGCACUAACGGGGCAGGAGCAGGGAUAGGGCAGGACCGGGUUAGCUCCUCCCCUCUGAACUGUGCUGCCAUGCAUGGGGAGUUCUCUGUGGGCCAGUACUUCGCCCCUCCCUGGAACAGUGUUCUGGUCACUCCGGACAGCGACUGUUACAACCCUCAGGAGCUGGUGCCUGGCUCCUCUAUUGUCCUGCCCAGAGACAUGGGGCUCUCCCACCCUCAUCCAAACCAUCACCCCAACCGCCAGCUCCACCCCCACCCCCACCCUCAUCCCCAGGCCUAUGCCACAGACCAAAGCCUGGGCCUCUGUUUUGGGAUGCCCAGCACCAGCCUGUGCCACGCCUCUGUGCUGAGCAGCAGCUUGCAGUCUCUGGAGUGCCUGAUCAGUGAGAUCCACCCACCCUGCAUUAAGGAGCGCAUGCUGGGACGGGGCUAUGAGGCGGUGGGGAUGCCCCAGCUACUGGACCACAACCUACAGCACACCCACAUUCAGCUGCCUGUGUUCCGAUAAGACGGGACAUAUCCACACAGGGCAUACAGUGCCUUCGGAAAGUAUUUAGACCCCUUGACUUUUUCCACAUUUUGUUACGUUACAGCCUUCUUCUAAAAUUGAUUUUUUUUUAAAUAGCAACAUAAAAAAAAAAAAUCCAAAUGUAUAAA
Molecule: messenger RNA, 2088 nt
Organism: Oncorhynchus gorbuscha (pink salmon)
Lineage: Eukaryota; Metazoa; Chordata; Actinopteri; Salmoniformes; Salmonidae
Product: protein FAM222A-like
Exons: 3
Coding region: 437-1939 (500 amino acids)
Source: RefSeq, a predicted model, not a curated record